Molecule: messenger RNA, 10624 nt
Organism: Ochotona princeps (American pika)
Lineage: Eukaryota; Metazoa; Chordata; Mammalia; Lagomorpha; Ochotonidae
Gene: MYO15A
Product: myosin XVA
Exons: 64
Coding region: 1-10563 (3520 amino acids)
Cellular component (GO): myosin complex; cytoskeleton
Molecular function (GO): protein binding; ATP binding; cytoskeletal motor activity
Source: RefSeq, a predicted model, not a curated record
AUGGUGAAGGAGGAAGAUGAAGAGAAGAAAGCCAAAAAAGGGAAGAAGGGGAAGAAGGCCCCGGAGCCUGAGAAGCCCAAACGAAGCCUGAAGGGGACCUCGCGGCUGUUUAUGGGCUUCCGGGACCGCACCCCCAAAAUCUCCAAGAAGGGCCAGUUCCGCAGCGCGUCUGCCUUCUUUUGGGGCCUCCACACAGGGCCGCAGAAGAAAAAGCGCAAGAAGCAGGCCCGCACCGUGCUCAAGUCCACGUCCAAGCUCAUGACACAGAUGCGCAUGGGCAAGAAAAAGCGCGCCAUGAAGGGCAAGAAGCCGUCCUUCAUGGUCAUCCGCUUCCCAGGCCGGCGUGGCUACGGCCGCCUGCGGCCACGCGCCCGGUCGCUCAGCAAGGCGUCCACGGCCAUCAACUGGCUCACCAAGAAGUUUCUGCUGAAGAAGGCGGAGGAGUCGGGCAGUGAGCAGGCCUCCGUGGACGCCUGGCUGCGGCGCUCCGACUCCCGCGUGGGCUCCCGCAAGCUGCCCUUCCCGUCGGGCGCAGAGAUCCUGCGGCACGGGGGAGGCCGCCUGCGCAGGUUCCCCCGCAGCCACAGCAUAUACUCGUCGGGCGAGCCCGUGGGCUUCCUGCCCUUCGAGGACGAGGCCCCCUUCCGGCAUUCGGGCUCCCGCAAGUCGUUCUACGGUCUCGAGGGCUUCCAGGAUUUGGGCGAGUACUACGACUACCACCGUGAGGGCGAUGACUUCUACGACCAGCGGUCGCUGCACCGCUACGAGGAGCAGGAGCCCUACCUGGCCGGCUACGGGCCCUACGGCGCGGCCUGGCCGCCUCACAGCGACCCCUACUACGGAUACCCGCCCGAGGACCCCUACGACUACUACCACCCGGACCCUUACUACUCCUACUACUAUGGCGACGACACCCUCUACCCGGGAUACCCCUAUGGCUACGGCUAUGGCUACGACGACUAUGAGCCGCCCUAUGCGCCUCCUUCGGGGUACUCCCCUUACAGCUUCCCCGAAGUGUAUGAGGGCGAGGCGUACCCCUACAGCUACUACCUGGACCCUUAUGCACCCUACGACUCGCCCUACCUGCCCUACGAUCUCCCCUACGAGGCCCCCUACCCCCUGCCCUACCUGGAUCCCUACGGGAUCCCCUAUGCUGAAGGCGACUACGAUACUGGUGGGGACCAGGCCAUCUACCCGCCCGCAGCGCCCUACUUGUAUCCGGAGGAGCCGGCCGCCAUGUUCAUGUACCCCUGGGUGCCGCCACCCAUCCUGUCGCCUCACAACCCCUACGCGCACCCCAUGGACGACAUCGCGGAGCUGGAGGAGCCGGAAGAGGCGGGCGGUGGUGUCGGUGGCGGCGAGCAGCGGCAGAGCACCUCCUUCCGCCUGCCCAGCGCCGCCUUCUUCGAGCAGCAGGGCAUGGACAAGCCCGCCAGGUCCAAGCUGUCCCUCAUCCGCAAGUUCCGCCUCUUCCCACGGCCCCAGGUCAAGCUGUUCGGGAAGGAGAAAUUGGAGGUGCCCCUCCCGCCUUCCCUGGACAUUCCUCUGCCUCUGGGGGACGCUGAUGAGGAGGAAGAGGAGGAGGAGGAGGAAGGCAUGGGCGCAGUGGCCCCACUGCCCUACGCCCACCCCUACUGGGGUUUCCUGACGCCGCGCCAGCGCAACCUGCAGCGCGCCCUGUCGGCCUUCGGCGCGCGCCGCGGCCCGGCCUUGGGCCGCCCUCAGCCGGCGCGCCCGGCCACCUCGCUGGCCAGGUUCCUCAAGAAGACGCUGUCGGAGAAGCAGCCCAUCCCGCGCCUCAGGGGCAGCCAGAAAGCGCGGGCCGGGGGUCCCGCCGUCCGGGAGGCGGCCUACAAGCGCUUCGGCUACAAACUGGCGGGCAUGGACCCCGAGCGGCCCAACACGCCCAUCGUGCUGAGGAGGCCGCAGCCGCGGGCGCGCAACAACAACAACUCGCACCGGCCGCCCUCGCCCCGUGGCCUCGCCCACUGGAGCGCACUGGCCGCGCCGCGGCGACCCCUGAGCCCCGGCCCGCCGCCCGCGCCGCCCUUCUCCCCGCUGCUCUCCCGGCCCGUGUCUCCCUACGGCUCGCUCCGCCGUCACCCGCCGCCUUGGGCCGCGCCGGCUCAGGUGCCCCUGGGCGCGCAGGCCAGCUGGUGGGCCUUCGUGGAGCCCCCGCCUGUGGGGCGCCCCGAGGCGCCGCCCGACCCGAGGCGCUUCCCGGCUUCCUUCCGGGCGCCCCGGCUCUCGCUCCGAGGCUCCGGCCGCCGCCGAGGGGCGCCCUUCGGCUUCCCCGGCGCCGCCGCCUCCCCGCCGGUGUCGCGCAGGUCCUGGACGCCUCUGGCCUCCCCUCAGCCCUCGUUGAGGAGCCUGCCGGGCCCGGGAUACCGCUCGCCCCUAGGGCCCCUAUCCCCGCAGCUGUCCUUCCGCCGCCCAGGCCCCUUCCAGCCGCCCUUCCCGCCGCCGCAGCGCCGGCCCCGCUCCCUGCGGGAACUCCCAACCCCGCGCAGGGCCUCCUCCUCCAGGCGCCUUCGGCCACCGCAUUCGCCCACCCUGGGCUCGCCAAGGCCGCCCUCGCCACCACCGCCACCUAUGCGGGGCGGAUCCCUCAACCUGCCCUCGCGCCUCCCGCAUACUUGGCGUCGCCUCAGCGAGCCUCCCACCAGGGCCGUGAAGCCCCGAGUUCGUUCGCCCUUCCAUGUUCCGGGCGCGACCGAGUCCUGGCACCCGGUGGCCGGGGCAAACCUGGAGCACGGGGAAGGGCAGCGUGAGCCUGACGACUCGGGGACACCCUGGACGGUGCCCCCGCUUGCCCCGAGCUGGGACGUGGAUACGCCUGCCACACAGCGCCCACCGUCCCCGUGGCCAGGAGGGGAGGGCAGCCUUCGAGGCUUUGCCAGGCCACCACCAGUAGCUGAAAAUCCUUUCCUCCAACACGUGGGCCCUGUGCCCCGUCCUGCUGCCCAGGCCGAGGACCCAGCCUCGGACUCUACCAGUGGUGUCCUCCUGGGCAGGCACCAUGACCCUGGGCCUGGACAGUUCGCGAAGUCGGCCAGCCCGAGUCCAGAAAAGCCUGCAGAUGAGGCCUGCCCAGAGGAACCCCAACGGCCAACAGAGCCCACAUCCCUGACACUGAAACUCUCCAAGGACCAGGGCUCUCCUGAGCAGAAGGCCUUAAGGCCCAGUCUCUCAUACCCACUGACCCCAAGAGAUCAGAAGAGAGCCACAUGGCCACCGUGGCGCCGCUGGGGGACGCUGCCCAGAACCCCAGCUCCCUUGGCUCCCACUGGGGCCCCAACGCCCUUGCCCAUGGGUGGGGAGAGGCGUCAGGCUGGGCGUUUUGCAGUGGUCCUGCCCCAGGUGCAGAAGCUGAGCUCUUUCCAGGCCCUUGGACGUGAGCCCUGCCAGCCAGCCAGCCAGGCAGCCCAGGACCCCAAGCCUUCAGCCUGGAAUCUACGCUGGUCCCACCUCUGGCUGCCAGCAGACGCCCACCGAGGCUGGCCACGGCUAGAUGGCCACCCCCAGUCCUGCCGCUUGGGCCUCAGAGCUGCCUGUUUGUCCCUCAAGGGCCCUUGGCAAGUGGCUGACCUCAAAAGUUGGAGGAACCAGAUGCACUCCAUCUGCAAUCUGCCCUCAGUGCGAUCCCGUGAGCAGCGCAGGGAGGAUGGCGUGGAGGACAUGACGCAGCUGGAAGACCUGCAGGAGAACACUGUGCUGUCUAACCUCAAGACCAGAUUUGAACGGAAUCUCAUCUACACGUACAUCGGCAGCAUCCUGGUAUCGGUGAACCCCUAUCGAAUGUUUGGAAUCUAUGGGCCGGAGCAGGUGCAGCAGUACAGCGGACGGGCCCUGGGAGAGAAUCCUCCGCACCUCUUUGCCAUCGCAAACCUUGCCUUCGCCAAAAUGCUCGAUGCCAAACAGAACCAGUGCAUCAUCAUCAGUGGGGAGAGUGGCUCUGGCAAAACCGAAGCCACGAAACUCAUCCUGCGUUACCUGGCUGCCAUGAACCAGAAACGGGACGUCAUGCAGCAGAUCCUGGAGGCCACGCCCCUGUUGGAGUCCUUCGGGAAUGCCAAAACUGUCCGGAAUGACAACUCCAGCCGCUUUGGGAAGUUUGUGGAGAUCUUUCUGGAAGGGGGUGUGAUCUCCGGUGCCGUCACCUCCCAGUACCUGCUGGAGAAGUCCAGGAUUGUGUUUCAGGCCAAAAAUGAGAGGAAUUACCACAUCUUCUACGAGCUGCUGGCGGGGCUGCCUGCCCAGCUGCGGCAAGUCUUCAGCCUGCAGGAGGCUGAGACCUACUACUACCUGAACCAGGGUGGGAACUGCGAGAUCGCCGGGAAGAGCGAUGCCGACGACUUCCGGCGACUCCUCACUGCCAUGGAGGUGCUGGGCUUCAGUGGCGAGGACCAGGACAGCAUCUUCCGCAUCCUGGCCUCCAUCCUGCACCUGGGCAAUGUUUACUUUGAAAAAUACGAGACGGAUGCACAGGAGGUGGCCUCGGUGGUGAGCGCCCGGGAGAUUCAGGCGGUGGCAGAGCUGCUCCAGAUCUCCCCCGAGGGCCUGCAGAAGGCCAUCACGUUUAAAGUGACCGAGACGAUGCGGGAGAAGAUCUUCACGCCCCUGACCGUGGAGAGCGCCGUGGAUGCCAGGGAUGCCAUUGCCAAGGUCUUGUACGCACUGCUGUUUGGCUGGCUCAUCGCCAGGGUCAACGCAUUGGUGUCCCCGCGACAGGAUACACUGUCCAUCGCCAUCCUGGACAUCUAUGGCUUUGAGGAUCUGAGCUUCAACAGCUUUGAACAGCUGUGUAUCAACUAUGCCAAUGAGAACCUGCAGUACCUGUUCAAUAAGAUCGUCUUCCAGGAGGAGCAGGAGGAGUAUAUGCGGGAGCAGAUCGACUGGCGGGAGAUCACCUUCGCUGACAACCAGCCAUGCAUCAACCUCAUCUCACUGAAGCCCUACGGCAUCCUGCGCAUCCUGGACGACCAGUGCUGCUUCCCCCAGGCCACCGACCACACAUUUCUGCAAAAGUGCCAUUACCACCACGGCGCCAACCCACUCUACUCCAAACCCAAGAUGCCGCUGCCCGAGUUCACGAUCAAGCACUACGCAGGCAAGGUCACCUACCAGGUGCACAAAUUCCUGGACAAGAACCACGACCAGGUGCGCCAGGAUGUGCUGGACCUGUUCGUGCGCAGUCGGACGCGGGUGGUUGCACACCUCUUCUCCAGCCAUGCCCCCCAGGCUGUCCCUCAACGCCUGGGCAAGAGCAGCUCAGUCUCCCGGCUCUAUAAGGCACACACGGUGGCCGCCAAGUUCCAGCAGUCGCUCCUGGAUUUGGUGGAGAAGAUGGAAAGGUGUAACCCCCUGUUUGUGCGCUGCCUGAAGCCCAACCACAAGAAGGAGCCGGGCCUCUUUGAGCCGGAUGUGGUGAUGGCACAGUUACGCUACUCAGGGGUGCUGGAGACGGUGCGCAUUCGCAAGGACGGAUUUCCAGUCCGCCUGUCCUUCCAGGCGUUCGUCGACAGGUACCGCUGUCUGGUGGCUUUCGAGCACGAUGUGCCAGCCAACGGGGACAUGUGUGUGUCGGUGCUGAGUCGCCUGUGCACAGUCAUGCCAAACAUGUACCGUGUCGGGGUCAGUAAGCUGUUUCUCAAGGAGCACCUUCACCAGCUACUGGAGAGCAUGCGUGAGCACGUGCUUCAUCUGGCUGCCCUCACGCUGCAGCGCCACUUCCGCGGCUUCCUCAUCCAGCGGCGCUUCCGCUCGCUGCGCCGCAAGAUCAUCCUGCUGCAGAGCCGGGCCCGAGGCUACCUGGCCAGGCAGCGCUACCAGCAGAUGCGGAGAAACCUGGUGAAGUUCCGGUCGCUGGUGCACACUUAUAUGAACCGUCGGCGCUACCUCAAGCUGAGAGCAGAGCAGAGGCGCCGGGUGGAGGAGGCACGGCUGCGGGAGCAGGAGGAGCUGGGCAAGCGGGAGGUGGUGGCCGUAGGGCACCUGGACGUGCCCGCUGAGUUGGCUGGGCUCCUGCAAGCAGCAGCAGGCCUGAGGCCACCUCAAGCACCCCGGGUGGUACCUGUACGGACUCCCCGGCUCCAGGCCGAGCCCCGGGUCAUGCUGCCCCUGGAUAUCAACAACUAUCCCAUGGCCAAGUUUGCCCGGUGCCACUUCAAGGAGCCAGCCUUUGGGAUGUUGACGGUGCCUCUGCGGACACCUCUCACACGGCUGCCAGCCGAGCACCACGCUGAAGCCGUGAGCAUCUUCAAGCUGGUCCUGCGGUUCAUGGGCGACCCCCAGCUGCGCGGAGCCCAGGAGACAGCUCUGGGGAACUACGUGGUGCAGAAGGGGCUGGCAACGGCCGAGCUGCGGGAUGAGAUCCUGGUGCAGCUGGCCAACCAGGUGUGGCGCAACCCCAGUGCCCACAACGCUGAGCGUGGCUGGCUGCUGCUGGCGCUCUGCCUCAGUGGCUUCGCACCUUCAUCCCGCCUCGACAAGUCCCUCCUCAAGUUUGUGUCAGAUCAUGGACCCAACGGCUUCCAGGCUGUGUGUCAGCAGCGCCUCAUGCAGGGCAUGGGCCGUGCCCAGCAGCAAGGCUUGGGGGCUGCCCGCACCUUCCCCCCAACCUUGCUCGAGUGGACAGUGACCCAUGAGAAGGCCAGCAUGGCCUUGGAUGUGAGCUGUUUCAAUGGGGACCAGUUCUCCUGCCCGGUGCAUUCCUGGAGUACAGGAGAAGAGGUGGCUGGGGACAUUCUAAGACACAGAGGGCUGGCCGAUGGGUGGCGUGGCUGGACUGUGGCCUUGAAGAACGGGGUCCGGUGGGCAGAGCUAGCGGGCCACGACUAUGUGCUGGACCUAGUAUCGGACCUGGAGCUGCCUACUGACUUCCCACGACAGAAGUCCUACUUCAUUGUGGCUGCGGAGGGGCCCACAGCCGGCAGGGGAGCCCCCAGAGUGCUGUUUGGGAACAGCUGGGACUCGGACGAGGACAUGGCCCCCAGCCCUCCGCCCCAGGGACACGUGCCCAGACUGCAGCAUGCUGAUGGCAACUGCAGCCACUCUGGGGGUAGAACAGAUGAGGAGACGGAGACCCAGAGAGGCACAGCGACCCACCAAGACUCCGCCAGCCUCGGGGAGCCUGCCGUGCCCCCCAAGGGGCUGGACUGCUACCUGGAUAGCCUCUUUGACCCCGUGCUGUCCUACGGGGAUGCGGACUUGGAGAAGCCCACAGCCAUCGCCUAUCGCAUGAAAGGGGGAGGCCAGCCCGGCAGAGGUGGUGGCAAUGCCGACGACACCCCCAGGAGACUCCCGGAACCAAAGCCGAUCCCAGGCCUGGACGCCUCCACAUUGGCCCUGCAGCAGGCCUUCAUCCACAAGCAGGCUGUGCUGCUGGCCCGUGAGAUGACACUGCAGGCCAUGGCGCUCCAGCAACAGCCCCUCAGCCCCACUCCCAGACCCCUGCACCUGGAGAAACCUGUGGCACCAGAGGCCCAGCCGAAGUCUGUGGGCACCGGGCCACCAGCCAAACCUGUGCUUCUGCGUACCUCAGUGAGGCCCUCAGCCCCUGCCCUGCCAGCCAGAGUACCCCGGGCCCCCACCAAGCCUGUAGCUGCCCCCAUCCUAGCUCAGGACCGGGCUUGUCCCAGCACCACGUCGCCCCCGGUGGACUUGGUGCGUCACUCGACGCUCAACUCGGAGCACUUCCCACAGCCCACACAGCAGAUCAAACACAUCGUCAGACAGUACCAGCAGCCGCCCCGCGGGAAGGAUGGUGGGAAGGGGUUUGUGAAGCGGCCGGACCCCCACGAGGAGGCCCUGACACUCCUAAAAGGCCAGAUGACUCACCUGACCGUGGCACCUGGCACUCAGGUGCCCAGAGAGGCUGUGGCCCUGGUGAAGCCGGUGGCUAGUGUCCCGAGACCAAUCAUGGCGGGUGCCGCAGUGCUGCCUUCCCGGGCCCUGGAGCCCCCCGAGGAACCCGUGCAGACGCGGCUGCACCGGCUCCCCAACUCCAACUUCUAUGGCUACCAGGAUGCCCCUUGGCGGAUCUUCCUGCGCAAAGAGGUGUUUUACCCUAAGGACAGCUACAGCCACCCGGUGCAGCUGGACCUCCUGUUCCGGCAGAUCCUGCACGACACGCUGUCGGACACCUGCCUGCGCAUCUCCCAGGAUGAGCGCCUCCAGAUGAAGGCUCUGUUUGCCCAGAACCAGCUGGACACACAGCACCCCCUGGUGACAGAGAGCGUGAAGCGGGCCGUGGUCAGCACUGCCCGGGACAGCUGGCAAGUCUACUUCUCCCGUCUGUUCCCAGCCACGGGCAGUGUGGGCACCGGCGUGCAGAUCCUGGCUGUGUCCCACACGGGCAUCAAGCUGCUGCGCAUGGUCAAGGGCAGCCAGGAGGCCAGUGAACAGCUGCGGGUCCUACGUGCAUACAGCUUCGUGGACAUCCUGUUUGUUACCAUGCCCUCCCCGAACAUGCUGGAGUUCAACCUGGCCAGCGAGAAGGUCAUCCUCUUUUCAGCCCGUGCCCACCAAGUCAAGACCCUGGUGGACAACUUCAUUGUGGAGCUCAAGAAGGACUCCGACUAUGCAGUGGCCGUGAGGAACUUCCUGCCGGAGGACCCGGCGCUGCUGGCCUUCCACAAGGGUGACAUCAUCCACCUGCAGCCGCUGGAGCCGCCUCGGGCUGGUUACAGUGCUGGCUGUGUGGUUCGUAAGAAGGUUGUGUACCUGGAGGAGCUGAGGCCUAAAGGCCCUGACUUUGGCUGGCGCUUCGGGACCAUCCAUGGGCCUGUGGGCCGCUUCCCCUGUGAGCUGGUGCAACCGGCUGCUGCCCCCGACUUCCUGCAGCUGCCUGCUGAGCCAAGUAGGGGUCGGGCCGCUGCAGUGGCAGCUGCUGUGGCCUCUACAGCGGCUGCCCAGGAGGUGGGCCGUAGGAGAGAGGGUCCCCCAGUGAGGGCCCGCUCUGCUGACCGUAGGGAGGAUGCCCUGACGCCCCCCCAGUCUGCCAUGCUGGAGUUUGCCCAGAAGUAUUUCCGAGACCCGCAAAAGAGACCCCCGGAUGGCUUGAGGCUGAGGUCAAAGGAGAGUCGUGACUCUAGAACCUUCGAGGACAUGCUCGGCUUCACCAAGACCCCUCUGCAGGAGUCGCUCAUCGAACUCAGUGACAGCAGCCUCAACAAAAUGGCCACGGACAUGUUCCUAGCUGUGAUGAGGUUCAUGGGGGACGCAGCCAUGAAGGGCCAGAGUGAACUUGAGGUGCUCUACACCCUCCUGAAGCUGUGUGGGGACUACGAGGUCAUGCGUGACGAGUGCUACUGUCAAAUUGUGAAGCAGGUGACAGACAACACCAGCGCCAAGCAGGACAGCUGCCAGCGGGGCUGGAGGCUGCUGUACAUCGUGGCCGCCUACCACAGCUGCUCCGAGGUUCUUCAGCCCUACCUCAUUCGCUUCCUCCAGGACGUGAACCGGACUCCGGGCCUGCCCUUCCAGGGGAUCGCCAAGGCCUGUGAGCAGAACCUGCGGAAGACCCUGCGUUUUGGCGGCCGCCAGGAGCUCCCCAGCAGUAUGGAACUCAGGGCCAUGCUGGCUGGCCGCAGUUCCAAGAGGCAGCUGUUUCUUCUUCCCGGAGGCCUAGAGCGCCACCUCAAGAUCAAAACGUGUACGGUGGCCCUGGACGUUGUGGAGGAGAUCUGUGCAGAGAUGGCCCUGACGAGGCCUGAGGCUGCUGCCGAGUACGUCAUCUUCGUGGUCACCAACCGAGGCCAGCAUGUUUGCCCACUCAGCCGCUGCGCCUACAUCCUGGACGUGGCCUCAGAGAUGGAGCAGGUGGAGGGCGGCUACAUGCUCUGGUUCCGGCGUGUGCUGUGGGAUCAGCCGCUAAAGUUCGAGAACGAGCUGUAUGUGGCCCUGCACUACAACCAGGUGCUGCCCGACUACCUGAAGGGCCUCUUCAGCAGUGUGCCAGCCAGCAGGCCCAGUGAGCAGCAGCUGCAGCAAGUGUCCAAGCUGGCUGCCCUGCAGCACCGUGCCCAGGACCACUUCUACCUGCCCAGUGUGCGGGAGAUGCAGGAGUACAUCCCGGCCCAGCUCUACCGCACCACGGCCGGCUCGGCCUGGCUCAACCUCAUCAGCCAGCACCGGCAGCAGAUGCAGGCGCUCAGUCCUCACCAGGCCAGAGCCCAGUUCCUGGGCCUCCUCAGUGCUUCUCCCAUGUUCGGGUCCUCCUUCUUCUUCAUCCAGAGCUGCAGCAACCUCGUUGUCCCUGCCCCCUGCAUCCUGGCCGUCAACAAUAACGGCCUCAACUUCCUCAGCACGGAGACCCACGAGCUGAUGGUGAAGAUCCCACUGAAGGAGAUCCAGGCGACACGGACCCAGCGGCCCACGGCCAGCUCCAGCUGCCCCUACGUGGAGAUUGCACUGGGGGACGCGGCCACCCAACGCACCAUGCAGCUGCAGCUGGAGCAGGGCCUGGAGCUGUGUCGUGUGGUGGCCGUGCAUGUGGAGAACCUGCUCAGUGCCCGCGAGAAGAGGCUCACGCUGCCCCCGAGUGAGAUCACCCUGCUCUGAGCCAGUCCCCAACUCUCCAGCCACCCCCAAGACUAGCUGUGUGACCUCUUACAACCCCCAA